Suncus etruscus (white-toothed pygmy shrew) is the source of this 2547-nucleotide messenger RNA. Its product is annotated as zinc finger protein 212-like. The coding region runs from base 93 to 1562 and encodes 489 amino acids. The record is from RefSeq and is a predicted model, not a curated record. The transcript is spliced from 5 exons. Lineage: Eukaryota; Metazoa; Chordata; Mammalia; Eulipotyphla; Soricidae. Gene Ontology annotation, biological process: regulation of DNA-templated transcription.
UGUCAACACGGCGCGGUGGGCGACGCGCACAGGGCCCGGGGGUAGCCAGGCGACCGGCUUGCGCUCAGUGAAGAUCCAGCAAGCGGGCAGCGAUGGCGGAGGCGGCGCCUGCUCGGCACAGGAGGAAGCGACGCGCCACAACUCUGACUUCUUCUCCACUGCCCCCACCAGCCACUGAGAAGAGCCCCUAUUUCCAAAACUCUGAGAUCUCGCUCUGGACUGUGGUGGCUGCCGUCCAGGCCAUGGAGAAAAAGGUGGAGGCACAAGCUGCCCGGCUACAGAGCCUGGAGGGGCGCACAGGCAGUGCCGAGAAGAAGUUGGCAGAUUGCGAGAAGACAGCAGCUGAAUUCGGGAACCAGCUGGAGGGCAAGUGGGCUGUGCUGGGGACGCUGGUGCAGGAAUACGGACUGCUGCAGCGGCGCCUGGAGAACAUGGAGAACCUGCUGCGGAACCGCAACUUCUGGGUCCUGCGGCUACCACCUGGCAGCAAGGGGGAGAUCCCUAAGGCAUCCCGAUCCCUAGACAAUGACGGACUCUGCUUCUCAGAGCAGGAGUGGGAGAACCUGGAGGAUUGGCAAAAAGAUCUUUACAGAAACGUCAUGAAGAGCAACUACGAGACGCUGGUAUCCCUGAAGGUCCUUGGCCAGUCAGACGAAGAAGCAGAGUUGAGUACUGAGAUGCUGGAUAACUUGGAGGAGGAGGAGGGUCCUGAAGGCGUUCACCCAGAGGCAGUGAUGAUGAAACAGGAGCUGCAGUACCUACAGGAAGGUGUAGUGGAUCUGCCUGGAGAGUUCUCAGGCAUUGCUGAGGAGCAGACUGAUCUCUGGGAAGGAGCAGGUACUUCUGUCCUCCUAGAAUCUGGACCUGGGGACACCAGUCUCGAGGAUGCUGAUGAAGGAAGCAGAGACUCCAGCAGUGGCAGAACUCUGGGCACCUUGAAGCACAAGUCUGCCCGGCAGCGACAGCGACAGCUGAGCCAGGAGUGUAGGCAGGGCCAGGAGUUUAGAAGAGGUGCCCCCUAUGCCUGUGCUCAGUGUGAUUCCAGCUUCCGUUCAAAACAGCAGCUGGCCGCUCACCUGCGGACCCACACGGGGUGGGAGCCUGGCAGGGCCUCCCCGUCUCAGGAGAGUCUGCGGCCCCGGCCCCGGCUCAAGCCCCAGGCCUCACGGGCGAAACUGCACCAGUGUGACGUGUGUCUGCGCAGCUUCAGCUGCAAAGUGAGCCUGGUCACCCACCAGCGCUGCCACCUGCAGGAAGGGCCCAGCACCGGACCCCGUGUCCAAGAGCGCUUCUCUCCUAAUAGCCUGGUUGCCUUGCCUGGCCACAUCCCCUGGCGGAAAAGCCGGAGUGCCCUCAUCUGUGGCUACUGUGGCAAGAGCUUCAGCCAUCCAUCAGACCUUGUGCGGCACCAGCGUAUCCACACUGGUGAGCGACCCUACAGCUGCACCCAGUGUGAGAAGAGUUUUGUGCAAAAGCAACACCUCCUGCAGCACCAAAAGAUUCACCAGCGGGAGCGUGCUGGGCUGCCCUCAGAGCCUGGACGGCCCAAUGGCUUGCUCUAAGGGUGCCAGCCCCUCACCCCUGGGGGGGGCAGAGGGGCUGGCAUUGGCUCCCCCCCCACAUCCCGAGAGACACUGUAGCACCAAGGUCUGCAUUCUCCAGGGAAUUCCGCAUUUGCCUGCCUUGACCAGUACUGGGCUGAGUGACCAGGACCAGCCUCUGCCUGGUCUGCUUUGCUGCCAAGAGGAAUUUUUGUGGCUUCUUCCAGGCUAUGGCUGUACCAUCUGUGCUGGUGGUGUGCUGGUGACGUGCCUGGGGCCUGCCCCAGUGUUUCAGGUUUCCUGUAGAGCUGAGUCAGGCCGGGGGUGGGGGGAUGACUUGAUGGGAGAGAGUUGGGGCGGCUUCACCCUCAGUUUACUUUUUGGUGGUUGUCUCUGUUAGAAAUUAGUUGAAGAAAUAAUUUAAACGAAUUGCAGCCCUGCUUCAAAGAGCCAUCUUUGGAACUAGCUUCUAGUUGACAAACAAUAGAGUCUGAGCCCUAUUUGAAAUGCACACAGUUGGAGAGGGUGUUCCUGACACGGGACCAGGUCUGCCCUCUAGGAGGGAAUUGUUUCUGGGGCUCUUUCAGCCCAUUACACAGAUAUUGGGAUGGGGGGUGGUGCUGAACUCUAGGCUGGCCUCCAGUGAUGGCCCAGGAAAUCUAAGGAUGGCAGGAAAAGGGAAGGAAAGGAGCUCCUGGCUCUGCUCAGAACCAAGGGAACAGCUGCUGCUUCCGGAGGGAAGCUGGCUUGGUUACAAGGGGGUUCAAGUUGUAGCAGUGGGUAUGUGAAUUCCCUCCUGGCACACCCAUACUUUUUAGAGGUGUUUUCAGAUCAUGCUUCUGUCGUCACCUGGUGUUGCCUGUUUGUAAUCUGUCGUCUCAGGAGUAAUGACUGAUUCCUGGGCUACCCUAGGGGAGGUGGGCUGGGGCUCCUGGGCUGUGGAUCUGAGUGUCCCAUUGGAUGAUUCUCAGUUGCCUAGAAUAAAACUCGCUACUUGCAAAAAGGU